AUGCGUCAAUACCUAGCAAGUACGCUCAUCCUCCUCCUCGCCAUUGUCAUCAUAUUCACAAUCCCAGAGCUCGCACAAGUCCAAUCCUUCUUUAUCAAAUCCACAACUGCCACAAAGAUGUCCUCGUCCAAUCCCCUCAACGUCUUCCGCCAACCCCUCCAACUCUUCUCCCGCCAGCCCAUGACCGGCUUCCACCGCGACGGCUACUGUCGCACCGGCGCCGCUGACUUCGGAAAUCACGCCGUCGCUGGCGUCGUCAGCGAGAAGUUUCUCGACUACACGGCCGCACAAGGGAAUGAUCUCAGGGCGGCGGGGUUGAGCGAGGGGUGUAAGUGGUGUUUGUGCACGGGGAGGUGGUUGGAGGCAUUUCAGGCGUACAAGGAUGGGAAGAUAAGCAAGGAAGCCGUGCCGAAGGUGCAGUUGAGUGCGACGGAGGAGAGUGCGUUGCGGAAGGUGGAUCUGGAGACGUUGAAGGAGUUUGCUGUGCCGGAGGAGGCGACGAAUGGUGCGCAUUGA
Molecule: messenger RNA, 516 nt
Organism: Cyphellophora attinorum
Lineage: Eukaryota; Fungi; Ascomycota; Eurotiomycetes; Chaetothyriales; Cyphellophoraceae
Exons: 1
Coding region: 1-516 (171 amino acids)
Source: RefSeq, a predicted model, not a curated record